UUAUUGUGAAAGUAUUAUUCCGAUGGAUCCUCCGUCCAAUGGAGACAUGUGAAUAGUUCACGCGAAAAACCAAGAGAAGGAGACGUUUACGAACUUCCUUCAUAAUUAUUUGCGCCUUCAAUUACCAAAACCACGCACCUUUCACUCUAACUUCCUCCAUCACUAUGGCCGAGUUUUCCACCAACGAUUCCACCAAUUUCAGUUAUCCUCGUUCAGAUUACGUUGAGAUUGUUGUCGUGCGUCACGGUGAAACAGCUUGGAAUGCUAUCAGUAGAAUCCAGUAAACAGGGACAGCUGGAUGUUGAAUUAAAUGAAACUGGAAGACAGCAGGCAGCUGCAGUGGGUGAUAGACUCUCUAAGGAAUCUAAGCUCUCUGUUAUAUAUUCUUCGGACCUUCAACGAGCUUCUGAAACAGCACAGAUAAUUGCAUCCAGAUGUGGAGGGGUGGAGGUUGUCAAGGAUGCUGACCUACGGGAAAGACACCUCGGGGAUCUUCAAGGCCUUGUUUAUCAUGAAAUGGCAAAAACUAAUCCCAAUGCUUAUAAGGCUUUUGUGUCUAAGAACGAAGAUAUGGAAAUACCAGGUGGUGGCGAAAGUCUUGUUCAACUUUUUGAUCGCUCCACAUCUGCAUUGCUUAGAAUUGGCAUGAAACAUAUAGGGGAGAGAGUAGUCGUUGUUACUCAUGGAGGAUUCAUCAGAUCACUUUACAAGCGCGCCUGCCCAAACGGAAGACCUGCAGGGAAGGUACUCAACACAUCCGUCAGUGUUUUUCACUUACAUGUUGAGGAUAAAUGGGUCUUAAAAAUGUGGGGUGAUGUUAGCCAUUUGAGCCAAACUGGAUUUCUACAGUCUGGUUUUGGGGGUGAUAGAACUUCUGGUUAGACCAUUGUUUCCCAUCCAAAAGUUAACCCAAGGUUUGGAUGAAGAAGAGCGGAAAAGGAUUUUAAGCAGUGAUUAUAAAUGUGAUUUUGGCCUCUGUAAUGGGAAAUAUUUAUUUUUUGCAUCUUAUCAUGCAAAUAUACUGUCAUUAAUUCACCAUGUAAUGAUGUGUGCAACAGUGCAAACUAUAUUAUUUUGUUGGGGCGGUGUAUCAAACUGUAUUACAAAUUUGUUGUAUUCUUAAUUUAUUCAACUGUUUGUUGUAUGUAUUGAUGAAUGAAAUGGUGCACGUAAAUAAAAAACAGUUGAUUA
Cicer arietinum (chickpea) is the source of this 1191-nucleotide messenger RNA. Its product is annotated as phosphoglycerate mutase-like protein 4. NCBI's taxonomy places the organism in Eukaryota, Viridiplantae, Streptophyta, Magnoliopsida, Fabales, Fabaceae. The record is from RefSeq and is a predicted model, not a curated record. Gene Ontology annotation, molecular function: phosphatase activity. Gene Ontology annotation, cellular component: cytosol; cytoplasm.